Molecule: messenger RNA, 1573 nt
Organism: Podarcis lilfordi (Lilford's wall lizard)
Lineage: Eukaryota; Metazoa; Chordata; Lepidosauria; Squamata; Lacertidae
Source: the annotation of a GenBank genome assembly
AUGCUGGGAGACAUGUAUGAAUAUGUGCCCAUCCUCCAGGACUGGUGGCAUGCAGACGGGUACUGCCAGCAGCGCUUCGCUCGGUUGCCAUCUGAGCUGGCAUCUCUUGGGGAAAAGCUGCAGUCCUACCAAGUCCAGAGCGCAGUCUGGAUGGAUGACCAGGAGGUGUUCCUGCAGAAGCCGAAGCAGAGGCGUGAGUAGAGAUAUGCUGCACUAUUGAACCUAAGAUAAGCCUGCUAGAUCAGGUCAAUGGCCCACCUGAUCCAGCAACCGGCUCUCACAGUACCAUGUGCACCUAGACGCCUGUGGGAAACCAGGGAGCAGAACAUGAGACCAGAGCCCUCUCGCUCCCCCCCUGUGGUUUCCAGGAACUGGUAUUCAGAAGCAUGGCUGCCCCCAAGUGUGGAGGGCAGAGCACAGCCAUACUGGCUAGUAGCCAUUGACAGCCCUCUCCUCCUCUUCCUCCUCUUCCUCCUCCUUCUCCUCCUCCUCCUCCUCCUUCUCCUCCUCCUCCGUCUCCUCCUCCUCCUCCUCCUCCUCCAGGAAUUGGUCCAAUCCUCUUUUAAAGGCAUCCAUGUUGGUGGCCAUCAGAGUUCCAUAGCUUAAUUAUCCACACUGCAAGAAGAAGGGCUUUCCUUUUAUCUGUCCUGAAUAUUCCACCAUUCAGCUUCACUGGAUGACCACAAGUUCCAUAAAAUUUUCUCUCUCACUUUCUGGCCAUGCAUAAUUUUUAUAAAAAUCCUAUCAUGUAACCCUUCCUUGCUUUUUCUCUAAAACUAAAAAGUCCCAAAUAUGGCAACCUUUAUUCAUACAGAAAUCACUCCAUCCCAUAGAACACCUGGGUUGCCCUUUUCUGAACUUUUUCCAACUCUACAACGUGCUUUUUGAUGUGAGGCAACCAGAACUGUUUUAAAUGUUGGGUCCUUGGUCACAUCCCCAUCUCUCUCCCCCACCCCCAGGAAACAUCUCCGCACCAAUUCUGGUCUUCAAGAACAAAACAGACACAAAGUUUGUGAAGGUCUUAGCCGACUUCCCAGAGAUGCCCACUGUGAGUGCCUGCGCCCACGUCCAGUGGGACCCUGAGGCUGUGGAGAUCUCCACUGUCUUCUCCUAUGCGGUCCCGUCUUUGAUCAAUGAGUUCAAGUUGCAUGGCUUCAUCGACGAGGAUGGCUUCAUCAGGUUUGCCAUCAUCCUCCAUGGGCACCACUCCCCGUGCCUGCCAGUUUUUCGUGCCGAUGGGCAGUGGCACCACUUCUGUGUCACAUGGCAGCAUCAGAAUCGGGCAUGGGCCAUCCAUGCUGACGGGAAGGAGAAGGCCUCAGCCACAGGGCUUUCAGCCUCCCAUGCCGUGGAUGGCCACGGGACGUUCAUUAUCAGGCAAGAUCAGGACUCCCUGGGUGGGGCCUUCAAAGAGAAAGAGUCCUUCAGUGGGAACCUCACUGGUUUGCAUGUUUGGGAGAGGGUCCUCAGCAGGGAGCAGAUGGAGAAAGUGCGUUCCUGCAUCCCUAUUCAAGAGAGCCUCGUGUUUGCCUGGAGCAGCGACAUCCUUGAGGUGGAAGCGAGCAUCCAGUAG